Messenger RNA from Salmo salar (Atlantic salmon), 5007 nucleotides. NCBI's taxonomy places the organism in Eukaryota, Metazoa, Chordata, Actinopteri, Salmoniformes, Salmonidae. The record is from RefSeq and is a predicted model, not a curated record.
AUCAUCCCUUCUCUCUCUAAUCCCCAGAUCAUCCCUCGUUUCGGGCCUCUGAAAGGCGGGAUAGUUGUGACCAUUAAAGGGUCUAACCUGGGCAUAAAGGAGGAGGACAUUAAGAAGGUGACGGUGGCUGGAGUGGACUGUGUUCACCAGGGGGACAGAUACUCUGUCUCCACCAGUGUUGUGUGUGAGAUCGGUCCGGUCCGGCCUCCUGCUUCACUGGACCCCCCAGGGCCCAUCAUCCAGGGGGUAGUGGAGGUAGAGGUGGAGGAGGGCAGGACAGGACGUUCAGAGGUCCUCUUCACCUAUAGGGACCCCAUCCCUGAGAAAGUUUCCCCCUCUACGGGCCCUGCGGGGGGAACAGUCAUCACCAUCUCUGGGAAACACCUGGAUACGGCAAACAAGGAUGAUGUCAUUGUCACCGUGGGUGGAACGCCCUGUGAAGUGUUGUCGUUUGGCAGUGAGAUCACCUGUGAGACAGGUGUAUACAAGGGACAAAAGGUUCCAUCGGAGACCCUGAGUGUCUCAAUGAGGUAUGGGAAGAGCACCACCAAGGACGUCCCUGGCUCCUUCCAGUACUCUGAGAACCCCAAACUCACUGACUACAGCCCCAAGACCAGCUUCGUAUGUGGAGGCAGGAGGAUCGUGUGUGUGGGCAGUGGUUUUGACCUCGUCCAGAGAGCCUCCAUGAAGGUGCUGCCCUCUGCUGAUGAUUUCUCUCAGUCCCCUCCCAUUGAGUUUAUCCAGUAUGCCGUACAUAAGAACGACACUGUGCUGCUGUUUGACAGUCCAGCGGUGAACAGGUCCUCUGAGACCCAGUCCUUUAGGACCUUCCUCCAGCUAGACAAAGUGGAAGAGGAACUGAAGACCUUUGUCUACCACCCCGACCCGUUCUUCAAUGAACUGACCAAGAACAUCAUCACUGAAACCAUCAUCAUCGUCACGGGUCGUGGUUUCAGCAAGGCCAUGACAGCUGAAGAAGCCCAGGCGUUCGUAGGAGAUGCGUCCUGUAAGGUGACCAUUCUGCAGGAUGACAAGCUGUUCCUGGAAGCUCCGUCCACCCAGCCCAGAGCCCGCUCCAAACGCCAGCGCAGAGACACCAGCUCCGACCCUUUGGACCUAACGAUAAAGUUUGGUAAUGGUGAGUGGGUGGUGGGCUCAGUGAAUUAUGAGAGGAAGUAUGAGGUUCCUUUGGCUAUCAUCAUCCCAGCUGUCAUCGUCCCUAUGCUACUGUUCAUAGCUGUGUCCGUCUACUGCUACAGGAGGAAGAGCCAGCAGGCAGAGAGAGAGUAUGAGAAAGUGAAACACCAGUUGGAGAAUCUGGAGGAGAGCGUGAGAGACCGCUGCAAGAAGGAAUUCACAGACCUGAUGAUUGAGAUGGAGGACCAGACCAAUGACCUGAGUGAGGCCAGGAUCCCCUUCCUGGACUAUAAAACCUACACAGACCGGGUCUUCUUCCUGCCCUCUAAAGAUGGGGACAACGACGUUAUGAUCACUGGCAAGCUGGACAUCCCCGAGGGACGGAAGGUCAUCGUAGCUCAGGCCCUCAACCAGUUCUCUAACCUGCUCAACUCCAAGACCUUCCUCAUCAAUUUCAUCAAGACCUUGGAGGGCCGUCCAGACUUUAACGCCAGGUCCAGGGUCUACUUUGCCUCGUUACUAACCGUGGCUCUGCACGGUAAACUAGAGUACUACACAGACAUCAUGAGAAGCCUGCUGCUGGAGCUGAUGGAGGAAUACGUGCACAGCAAGAACCCCAAACUCAUGCUGCGCAGGUCAGAGACGGUGGUGGAGAGGAUGCUGUGUAACUGGAUGUCCAUCUGUCUGUAUCAGUUCCUCAAGGACUCUGCGGGAGAGCCCCUAUACAAGCUGUUCAAGGCCAUCAAGCACCAGGUAGAGAAGGGUCCAGUGGACGCUAAGAUGAAGAAGGCCAAGUACACUCUGAACGACACGGGACUCCUAGGGGACGACGUGGAGUACUGCGUCCUGACCCUGCAGGUGCUGGUGCACGGGGAGGGACCAGACGUGACGCCGGUGAAGGUGCUAAACUGUGACACCAUCUCUCAGGUGAAGGAGAAGAUCAUUGAACAGGUGUACCGCAACCUGCCCUACUCACAGAGACCCAAGGUGGACAGUGUUGCUCUGGAGUGGCGUCCUGGCUCUACAGGGCAGAUCCUGUCAGACAUGGACCUGACGUCACAGAAGGAGGGCAGGUGGAAGAGACUCAACACCCUGGCACAUUACAACGUGAGAGACAAUGCCACGCUGGUGCUGUCCAGAGUGCUUCACACCCAUCGCCAGUUCCACCAGAACCAGGACAGCCAUGAAGAAAAAAACGCCCUGUUGGAAGAUGACAAGGUGUUCCACCUGGUGCGGCCAGCAGACGAGCUGGAUGAGGUCAAAUCUAAGAGAGGAAGUUUGAAGGCCAAGGCCACGACUAAAGCCAUCGCUGAGAUCUACCUGACACGCCUGCUCUCUGUCAAGGGUACUCUGCAGCAGUUUGUGGAUGAUUUCUUCCGCAGUGUGUUGUGUUCUGGAGCGGUGGUUCCUCCUGCUGUUAAAUACUUCUUUGACUUCCUGGAUGAGCAGGCUCUUAAACACGACAACGUUGAGGAGGAGACCGUCCAUAUCUGGAAGACCAACAGCCUGCCCAUGCGUUUCUGGGUGAACAUCCUGAAGAACCCUCACUUCAUCUUUGACGUGCACGUGACGGAGGUGGUGGACGCGUCGCUGUCCGUCAUCGCUCAGACCUUCAUGGACGCCUGCACCAAGACGGAACACAAACUGAGCCGGGAAUCUCCCAGCAACAAGCUGCUCUAUGCAAAGGAGAUCUCCACCUAUAAGAAGAUGGUGGACGAUUACUACAAGGGAAUCAAGCAGAUGGUCCCAGUCAGUGAUCAGGACAUGAACACACACCUGGCUGAGGUGUCCAGGGAACACACAGACACGCUGAAUACCCAGGCAGCCUUGCACCAGCUCUACCAGUAUGCCAGCAAAUACUAUGACGGGAUCAUCCAGUCUUUAGAUGAGGACCCAGCCGCCCAGAGUAAACAGCUGACCCUGCGGCUGCAGCAGAUAGCCGCCGCCCUCGAGAACAAAGUCACCGACCUUUAACCUCUGGCCCCCAGAGAGAGGGGGGAGGAGCUAUGGGACCACUCUGUAGACCAAGAUGAGGGGGACCAGAGACUGAGGCAGACUUCAGACUAUUACAGCAUCAACCAUGAAGAGUUACACAUAUCUCUUCCCCUUAGAGACAUGAGAAACUGUGGGAAACUAUUGCGUUUUGGGGAAAAUACUUGUGAAGGAGCAGAGCUACUGGGCCAAAGUGGGACUGGAUGAUCCCUAAUCUCUCUGUCUCCCUCUCUCUCUCUGACUCUAUGGAUCCUAUAGACUGAAUGAGCAAGGGCCUACAGUAUAGUCCCUGAGUGAGCUAGCAGACUGUAAACCCAGCCUACAGUAUAAUCCCUGAGUGAGCUAGCAGACUGUAAACCCAGCCUACAGUAUAGUCCCUGAGUGAGCUAGCAGACUGUAAACCCAGCCUACAGUAUAGUCCCUGAGUGAGCUAGCAGACUGUAAACCCAGCCUACAGUAUAGUCCCUGAGUGAGCUAGCAGACUGUAAACCCAGCCUACAGUAUAGUCCCUGAGUGAGCUAGCAGACUGUAAACCCAGCCUACAGUAUAGUCCCUGAGUGAGCUAGCAGACUGUAAACCCAGCCUACAGUAUAGUCCCUGAGUGAGCUAGCAGACUGUAAACCCAGCCUACAGAGGAUAAACGGUACACCACCACUGACCAACCAUAGCAACUAUACCUGUCAGUCUCAUGAUAUACAACCUGGUGUUGAUGACUUACAGCUUGUACAGAUAAUCAGAUGUUUAAUGUGCUCCAGAGUAGACCAGAGUUAGGAGAGUAGUGUUGUAUGUAAAUAUAUUUUUAUGGCACAGGCUUUAUGCAAAAGACGCUUUACAUACCAAGAUGAAAUUAUUUUUUAAAAGGAUGGAUGGGCACAACUAAGUUUGUUAAUUUGUGUUUUUAAAAAGUUUCUAGAAGCGAAGAAGCAGGGUGUUCCAUGAUGUCAUAUCCUGUGUUUAAAUCGAUUGGUUGCUUACUGUGUAAUCUGCAUUGCCAUUGGCUAGUUAUGACUGGUUAAUCAUGUUGUUGUUCUAAAAAUGGCCGAACUUUGUUUUUGUCAUGAUUUUGUAUUUGUCGUUGAUAUAUUUUGGAUGUGGGUUCUCAGUGUAGUGCAUUAUGAAGGGGAAUAGGGUGCAGCAGCCUUGAACCACUUCACAUGUAGUCAAACAGUAGUCAAACAAACCAAACAGACUAAAAGAUGAAGCACAUUCAUACUGUACCAUUGACAUCAACGUCUCACUGAAACUAACUGGUGGACCAAGUUAGAGCUGUCACCUGUUAGGCUUUGGCUUGACUAAGUGCCAAUACACAGUAGAGCUGAAGUUGAACAUCUUCUCAUUUUUAUACAAGAAAUAAACCAUUUGCCUUCAUUUUUCCAUCGUGAGUCCAGAAAUAGUACAUAUGUGGAUAGAUGAAUCAGGGUUCUGUUAAUCUGAAAUGUAACCACUUUAGCUCAAUGCUAAUAGUAUAGAAUCUUUGCUGGUAUGUGUUAUGCCAUAAUUGUUUUUCUGUAUAAUUUUUUUAAACCGUUAAUUUCAAAAUGGCUCUUAUUGUCAUUGUAGACCAUUGCCUGUGUGUGAAACAUGAGACUAGAUAUUGAAAAGAGAAAUGCUAAAAUGAUCAUUACAUAUGUAUAUAAUUGAAUGGUACUUUUGUAAAUCAUUGAGCUGUGAACCACCAUGACUUGUGGAGCUGGUCUACAGGACAGGUACUGCCUUCUCUGUCAAUUCUUCUGAAACCGUUUCAAUGGAUUUCAAACAUCAUCCUUAAAUCAUUUGCCAAAUAGUUUUCACGUCGUCAUCAGCUCGUUUGUUUUAUCUGCUAUGCAACUGCUUCAUCAUUUUGAAUCACUCCUCAAAUAUAUUUUAAUACUAAACCAA